This is a messenger RNA of Cuscuta campestris, 3307 nucleotides long. The record is from the annotation of a GenBank genome assembly. NCBI's taxonomy places the organism in Eukaryota, Viridiplantae, Streptophyta, Magnoliopsida, Solanales, Convolvulaceae.
GUCUCUAGAGUUCAUUCUAGGUGUUUCAUCCUUUACUCAUUAGCCAACCACAAUAUAAUAUUCAUACAUCAAACGAGUAUCAAUUACCAAGUUUUUCAUGCUCAAAUAGCAGCCUAACACCGGAUGUUGACACCCGUGCUUACCGUCAUGCAACACACAAAGUCUUGGAAUUGAUCCUCGACGCAAACAAAAUUUCAGACCGGUUCAGGUGCCUCACGGUACCCUUAGCGGUAGGGGGUACCGACUCCACGGUACCAGGGUACCGUCCCACGAUAUGUGGGUCCUGACCGUGUCAACGGUGACACUCAAAUGGAAGGCCUGUCACGGCAACAACAAACCUACGGUCACCUUCAGCAAGGAGAACAUCCUUAAGAUAGGCGACAAAUUUCCUUUCUCCAUUAAAGCUCGUUUUGCCAAGGUUCCUAUUGCUGAAAUUGGGAAAUCUCUGGAGAGGGGAGGUUUUAGAGACGGCUUCAGGGUCAUUUCCAUUAGCAGAUUCCAGGUGGUUAUCAUCCUGAAAUCUGAAUCAGAUUUUAUCCGGCUACUAUCUCGUAAAACUUGGAGAAUCAAUGGCCAACAGCUUUUCCUAUCCAAAUGGGAUCCCCUGUUAGAGGAUAAGCGGGAUAGUCCUUUGGCGCUUGUUUGGGUCACGCUUAAAAACAUUCCUUUCUUCCUUGCGAACAUUCACUCCCUCUUCUCCAUAGUCAAAUCUCUGGGAACUCCCAUCCAAAUGGAUGAGACCACAGCGAGGGGAGGGUAUUUCAACACUGCCAGAGUGUUAGUGGAAAUGGAUGCUUCAAAAACCCAUCAAACUGCAAUUCUGGUACGUACUCCUUCCUGGGAACGUGAUAUUCAUGUCAUAUAUGAUCUCCCCCCCUUCUGUCUGGUAUGUGGACGUUGGGGUCACUGUUGCAAACCCUUAGCAAAGGUCUCCGGAAAAGUCCUCACCGGCGGGGCUGCAAAUGAGAGGCAAGGUGAGGAUAAGAAGGUCACGCCAAAUCCCAACAUGCACUGGGUCCAUGUUCAGCGCAAUGGUAAAACAUCAGCUCAGAAAAAGUUGGUGUCAUGGAACCAACCCACAUGCACUAAAGGCCAAGCUAACAUGGACAAAAAUGGUGCAGACACGCCAGGCCCAUCCAAGAGGGGAUCCCCUCUAGCUCUCAUUUCUCAUAGAAGCCAAUUAAGCCCAAAAUCAAAUGCCUGUUCUGGAGACAAGCCCGUAUUAGAGCAAACCCACUCCAGUCACGGCCUCUCAAGCUCUCCCAAGUUACAAAUCCACAAAGCUACUCUCAUCAGGAGUAAGGGAGCUACUAACGAGCACAACUCACCUUUGGAUUACCUGGCACUCCUUUCCACAGUUGAAGACACAGACCUCUCGGAUACCCCACUUUGCAUCCACUCCGAUGGGGAAGCUACUCAUAACCUCUCUUUUAUUGGUCUUAUGGAACCUUUGCCGGAUGACAAUCAGCUCCAGGAAUAUAAACAGAAGCUAGGCAUGACCCAUGCCUCUUCCCAUCGGAAUAAACAGCUUUGGAUCCUUUGGAAGGAACCAAUCCUCACUCUGAUUCAAACUAUUGAACUCCCCCAAGUCACUCUCUGCCAGUUCAACUCAGCCAUCCUCAAAGGUCCUCUUUGGAUUUCAGCAGUCUAUGGCAGACACACUAGGUCUGAGAGGGCAGCCCUUUGGAACGCCAUUACUUCUUGGACCAAUGACAUGAUCCCCUGGGUCAUUGGUGGUGAUUUUAACUGCAUUCACAGCAUGGACCAACACAAGGGCAGCUGCAAUCCAUGCUAUCAAUCAGUGGAGGACUUCAGAGACUGCAUUGAAGCUAAUAAUCUCCUUUACAUACAACCCUCAGGUGGACAUUUCUCCUGGAGUGGGACACGAAGUAAAGGGAAAGUUUGGCGCAGAUUGAACCACGUUUUCAGCAAUCAGCAAAUGGUGGACAGUGUCAACAACUUACAUCUAUCAAUGUUGAGUAAAGGUGCUUCGGAUCACAGGCCUCUUUUAUUGGAAUUUGCUGUUAAUUCUUAUAAUGGCCCCAAACCUUUUCGUUUCCUGGACAUGUGGGUUUCACACCACACCUUGGAAGGCACAAUCAGGUGUUUUUGGGAGAAUAAUAAAACAUUCAAUGGUAUGUCAGGACUUGGGCAGAAACUCAAAGCACUCAAGUCUAUUCUGACCAAAUGGAGCAAGGAAGAAUUUGGUAAUGAUUUUCAUAACCUUAAGGAGGCUGAGUCCAAUGCUAAGAGAGCUCAGGACUCUUUUGAGGCUAACCCAAACCCAGAAUCCUUGGUUGAGUUUAACAAGGCCAAUGCGGAGCUACUCCUACUCUCCAAAAGAGAAACAGAAUUCUGGCAGCAAAAAUCCAGCAUCAAAUGGUUAAAGGAUGGUGAUGCUAGUACCAAAUUUUUCCAUAAUGUUGUUAAAAACAGGCGUCAAAAACUUCACAUAUCAUCAAUCAAGGAUGAACUUGGGAGGAUAUACGAGGGUAACAACAACAUUGCAUCUCAUGCCAUAACAUACUACACCAACAUAUAUUCUCCAGAGCCAGUAUGUGAUGACAAUCUGUUGUUUUCUUAUAUACCCAACCUCAUUGGAGAAGCGGAUAACAAUAUGAUUUGCACCAUCCCAUUUGAAGAGGAAAUUAGAGGUGCGGUCUGGGACCUCAAUGCCAAUAGCGCACCUGGGCCAGAUGGAUACAAUGGGACUUUUUUCAAAACCUUCUGGCACAUUAUAAGGGAUGAAGUCGUUAGAGCAACUCAGGAAUUUUUCUUGGGACUGCCAAUACCUAAAUCCUAUGGGGCCACUCUCCUCACGCUGAUUCCAAAGGUGGAAAACCCUAAACCCCUAGGAGACUUCAGACCAAUAUCUCUUUCCACAUUCCUCUCUAAAAUCAAUACCAAAAUAUUGGCCAAUAGACUGGGUUGUCUUCUCCAUAAACUCAUCAGUCCUGAACAAAGUGGGUUCCAAGCAGGUAAAGGGGUGGAUGAAAACAUACUCCUCACCCAAGAGAUGAUCCAUUGUCUAGACAAUGCAUCUGGUAAUGCCAACAUUGCUAUCAAGGUGGAUUUUUCCAAGGCUUUUUGACAGAAUCUCCUGGCAGUUUCUUGAGAAAGUUCUCAGCUCCUUUGGCUUCUCUCACCAAUCCAGUAACCUGCUCUUAUCUACUCUUAAGGCAACUUUUUUCUCCAUCCUCAUUAAUGGAUCACCACACGGUUUCCUCAGGAUGAUGAGAGGGGUCAAACAAGGAGACCCCCUCUCCCCCCUCCUUUUCAUUAUUGGAAAUGAAGUCUUAAGUAGGUU